This is a messenger RNA of Porites lobata, 3244 nucleotides long. The record is from the annotation of a GenBank genome assembly. NCBI's taxonomy places the organism in Eukaryota, Metazoa, Cnidaria, Anthozoa, Scleractinia, Poritidae.
CAAUGACAUGUAAGCUUGUCUCUGGUGUUUCAAUGAGACUUCUUGAAGUCGACCUCUUCUCUGGAAAUCAAUUCAGUCACUUACCCGUAACAGGCGGACGUCGCAAAAACAAGGUUAAUGAAAAAAAAAACCUAAUUGGAGGAACACAAUUACCGAGUAUCAUCAGUAUUACUUGAGUAUCAUCGGCUCAACUACCCCUAAGUCCUGUGAUUUAGAUCCUGUUCCUGGUCAUGUACUUAAAUGUCUGUUUCCUUCUAUUCUCCCAGUAACACACAAGAUUGUCAACCUUUCCUUGGAAACUGGUCGGAUACCUGGAAUACUUCAACAAGCUAUACUUAAGCCAUUGCUCAAAAAGCCCUCUCUGGAUUCGAAUGACUUCAAGAACUAUAGGCCUAUUUCUAAUCUUCGUUUCAUAUCCAAAACUAUUGAAAAAUGUGUUGCUAAACAGCUGAUUCAAUACUUAGAUAUGAACGACCUUGGUGAAACAUAUCAGUCGGCCUAUAAGAGAAACCAUAGUACAGAGAAGGCUCUUAUUAGAGUCCACAAUGACAUAGCCAUGGCAAUGGAUCAACACAAUUCAGUUAUCCUAGUACUUCUCGAUCUUUCGGCUGCAUUUGAAACUGUUGAUCAUGGUAUCCUCCUUUCGCGACUGUAAAAUCGCUUUGGAAUUACUGGAACUGUAUUGGAAUGGUUUCGAUAAUAUCUUUCUGAUCGUACACAGUUUGUGCAGGUUAAUGGUGCGUGCUCUGCUUCUCAUGUCCUUGAGUUUGGUGUACCGCAAGGAUCCGUUCUUGGCCCGUUGUUAUAUUCAAUGCACACAUCCCCUCUUGGCGAGAUUGCUCAAUGUCAUCAAAUGUUCUAUCACUUUUAUGCUGAUGACACUCAGCUAUAUAUUACGUUCAGGACGUCUUCUGUUUCUGAUAUGAAUCUGAGUAACGCCAAAUUGGUAAACUGUGUUCGGGACAUGGACGCAUGGAUGCUUUCCAACAAGCUGAAAUUAAAUAAAGACAUGUCCGAAGUUCUCGGAAUAUCCUCAUCCUAUCAACCUCGGCCACCACUAUCUUCUGUUGAUAUAUGUAAUGAGACUGUAUCCUGCUCCCUCAGUCCCUUUGUAUGGUACCUCAUAUCAAUGCAGUCUGUCAAUGGUCCUUUUUCCAUCUUCGUAACAUUGGUUUCAUGCGCAAAUAUCUUACUUAUGAUGCUGCAAGGAUCAUUAUUCAUGCCUUCAUAGUUUGUAAACUUGAUUAUUGUAAUUCUUUAUUGUACGACCUACCAUCCUAUCUUAUUCGGAAGCUUCAACAUGUUCAAAAUUCUGCCGCUUGCCUUGUCAACCAGUGUCCAAGAUUUUGCCAUAUUACUCCAGUCCUGAGGGAUCUUCACUGGCUCCCUUUCUCCUUUCGUAUUGAAUUUAAAAUUAUGUUAAUUACUUACAAAGUACUACAUGAUCGAGCUGCAAUCUAUAUACAGGAACUCCUUCAAUUGUAUACACCCAGCCGCAAUCUUAGAUCCUCUAACAGAAAUUUAUUAGUGAAACCCUAUUUUAAUCUCAAUUCGUAUGGUAAACGAGCUUUUUCUGUUGCUGUUCCGGAACUUUGAAGAACUUACCUGAGGGUAUUAAAUCUGCAAACUCAAUUGACGAUUUUAAACGCAAACUUAAAACAUUUCUUUUUAUGCGAACUUAUGAAUCGUGAUGUUUUUAUUUGUUAUCUGAUUUUUUAUCUAUUGUGUACAUUUAUCUAUUUUGUAGUGAGCGUCUAGUUUUAAUGUCAAUUUCUUGUGAUUAUUUUUUACUUUUUAGUUCUACCUAAUUUUUUGUAAACAGCGCCUUUGAAUCUUGUAGAAAAGGCGCCAUAUAAAUGGAUUAUUAUUAUUAUUAUUAUUAUUGCUGCGGAGAGACCGAAGGGAGCGAGCAGCAACAUAAUCAGGAUUUAAAGGAAAUAUAUAAGGGACGACGAAUUCUCGAAUUCAUCACUUUUUACCACAAUGCAUUGCAUUUAACCACACUUUUAACCACAAUGCAUUGCAUUUAACCAGAGUAGAGUGCAUUGCGCCACGAACAACUCCGAAGUUAGAGUUUUCUUUGUGGCAAAUUUUCUACAGCACGGUUAGAGGUCUUACCAAAUUUUAAGACACGCAGGAGUCUUUCAGAUGAGUACGAUGGUUAACUUGGGGAUUGGAUUUCAGUUCAAGAGCCUUUGACUCGUCCAGGUGUUAAACCUGACUAGAAGAUGAGCAUUUGCUCUUUAAUUCGACUCCGCAACACGGGGGAUAUACAAAUUUCAGCUUGCUAGAAGGUGAUGUGAAAGUGAGAAAAUGUCAUGCAGUGCUAUUCUUAAGAAACUGUAUGAGCCGAAAAUGGAUGUGAUUUUGACCAUUCGCUUCAAAAUAACAGCGGAAAUCGAGAUAACAAAACAUAUGUUUUGUGUCCUACUUUGCAGACGAGGACGUGUAUCGGCGUUUUGAAAAGCAUAAUUAUGUUCUUUCAUUCAUUAAUUGCCAUAGAAUAUGCGUUUACAUUGUUUUUUCACUGUUAAUAGCUCGGUUAAUGCGGCUGGCGAUCAUCUUGCCGGCGGAAGUUUCAUGGAAAAGGAAUAAAUUACGACUUUUCUUCAUGAUUACGUAAUCAGUCUCUGUGGUGUAGUGGUUAGGUGUAGUCGCGUUGAGCCAUAGGUGCAGGGUUCGAGUCCUACCGACUUCUAUAUUCCUUCUUUCUUUUUUUUUUUCCGUUUUUUGUGUUGUUGUUUUCUAUAAAAAUAUAGCUAAAUAACUGUUACUUAAUAAAGUGCAAAAAACAGCAAGAAAAGUAUUGUGUUUCCAGAGAAGAUAUCGUGCACCGUAUAUUAAAUAUAUGGAUAAACAAUCUGAAUUUCUAUUAUUUCCUACAAUUUACUGUGGGAAAACCAGAGUUAUAACCACUUGAUCAUUUUCUAAACAACGUACCCACGAGUUCUUUCUACAGACUGAUAGUAAUUAUUCUAGUACUUUCCAACGUGUAAAUAGGACAUUCAAUAUCAUUUUCGAUUCUUUUAAGUCUCACUGCCUAACUAAUGCCAGUAUCAACAGAAUGUGCCGCAGCAUUACUAUCUUUUAGAUACCCUAGUUAUUAUUAUUAUUACCGGUAAACCAGAGUAGUUCAUUGUGGCCCGCCACAUUGACGCACGUGCCAGUUAUCAUGAUCUGUGCACAAACUACCUUGGAGCUAAAGAAGCGCUUUCAAGUCAUUAAUUUUAUCCAAGCUUUGUAA